Molecule: messenger RNA, 1591 nt
Organism: Mercenaria mercenaria
Lineage: Eukaryota; Metazoa; Mollusca; Bivalvia; Venerida; Veneridae
Product: isatin hydrolase-like
Exons: 4
Molecular function (GO): arylformamidase activity
Source: RefSeq, a predicted model, not a curated record
ACUACCGGCGAACACCAAGGUACACACAUAGACGCCCCGAACCAUUUCGGCAAUGGUCGGCAGGCACUUGAUGAGAUUCCGCCUGAAAGGCUAAUUGGUCCUGGAGUAGUAAUAGACAUUCGCAACAAGGUCAAGAAUAACCCUGAUUAUGCAGUAACUGUACAAGAUAUUCUUGAUCAUGAAGAUGAAUAUGACAGAAUACCUCCUAAUGCUAUAGUUUCAUUUAACUCCGGCUGGGCACAAAAGUAUCCGAACGCAAAUCUGAUAUUUGGGACGGAAAAUACCUCCGAUCCUACCACAUUCCACUUUCCGGGUUGGAGUUUGGAAGCAUGUAAAAUGUUACUUGAGGAACGUCAGGUGUCCGUGCUUGGAGUAGAUACACCGUCAACAGAUCCAGCCUAACCACCAAUGUACCCAUGCCACAUGUAUCUCCAGCCUAACAAUGUGCCGCUACUAGAAUACAUGGCCAAUCUAGAUAGUAUUCCGCCACGUGGUACAACCAUUGUUCUCGGGGUUCCCAAGGUUCGAGGUGGCACUGGGGGCCGACCAGAAUCUUUGCUCUCAUGAACGAUGACCAGGAACAAGAAAUCACAUCGAAUUCAGCAUCAAGGAAUUUCAUGUCUGCAAUUGUCGGUUUAAUAUAUCUAAAUGUGAUCACAUUCUGUUAGAACGAAUGUAACGAUGGGUGAACAAACAGAAUGGGUACGUAUGUUUACCCACAAUGAUAGCAAGUAUAUAAAGCAUGAAAAUCUUAGUCGCAGAUUCAAAUAUCGUUUCUGAAUUACACUAUGAAAAAAAACCCGUCCACCAUACUCUGUGAACUAAAUAUUCUUAAUAAAUGGAAAUAAAGUUAUGUAGUAGGGAUCAUUUUAAAUGAAUUGUAGAGAAAAAUGUCCAACCUGCAAUUGUUUCUGAUAUAUUGCACUUAGACUAUCAUGCUUAUAUAUUUAUUAGUUAUUUUACAUAUUGUCCUUCCGAUAUUGGAUGAAGUCAUUUUCUUACGUAAAUCCUUUGUACCCACGUAGGCCAAACAUGUAAAAUUUAGUAAAAUCUUUGAUUAAAAAAUAAUGUUGUAAACAGAUCUUUUAUAUAUUAUUUAGUGAAUAGUUGUGUAAGUAUUAAACACUUAAGACGACAUAUGUUUUUUAUUCACCGGAUAACUAUACAUCUUUCAAUAUAUUGACAGGCGAACCUUGAAAAAAUGAUUAUAUAUUAAUUAUAACCGUAGCCUUGGGUGAUGUAUUUGGCUAUAAUGUAUUUGCCCAAAACUUGAACAACCGUGGUGCCCAGGCUACUGUUGAAAUGACUUAAUUACUUAACACAUACAUAAUAAGUAUUUUCAAGAAAUACCGUAACAGAAUAGACAUACUUUCAUUUAGUACGCCCUUAAAAACGUCAUGACUUCAUUUUUGUGUAUGCUUUGAUUAAAAAUAAACGAGUCCUGUAACUUUCCUUUUCAAAAUUGGACACUAUCAACUUCACCAAAUUUAUUUCUUUAUCAUCUGGAAUAUAAUGACCUACUCAAUUUGGAAUGAUUUGUUGUAAACCAAAUGCAUUUCUGAUAUGAGAGCCGUUUUUUUUUUUACUUUUU